ACCGAUUUCAAAUCGGAACAGUCUGGACUUCUGACCUGAAGGCCGUCUUUAAGAUUUGCUCAUCUCUCAACAUCAGCAAACUUGUGUUGGGGUUUGAAUACGACUAGAGGAUGAUCCUCUUGUCUGCCGCCGAGUAUUCCAAAACCUUUUGGGCCAACAACAACAAAGAACUCCCCCUCCGGCGUUACCGGCCCCACCUCUCGGGCCAAAAUCCGCUAAUCUCCACCUUUCGACCACCCUCCGACCAUGUCGAGCACCACCAUGGCGUCUGUAAAGAGCAGUGGCAUCGUAAAAGCAAAGUCUGGAUCGAAAGUAGACACCAGCUUCCGUAAACGUAAAAGCCAUACCAAAUCCCGUAGCGGGUGCGUCAACUGCAAACUCCGCCACAUCAAGUGUGACGAAUCAAAGCCGAUAUGCAACAACUGCACCAGCUUCCGUGUAUCGUGCACAUAUGACCGCACCCUCAAGUCAUCCGAGGCACUCGCUCUUCAGCCAUGGUCAGAGCAGGUGUUUCCGUUGCUCAACGCCAGAGAGACUCAUCUAAUAUAUGCAUCUCUCGCCAGCUUGUCGCUGAACCGUCAGGUGUUGACCAUGCUCAACGACCACAUUCGGGAAUCCGAUCCGCAGGCUGUGAAGAAUGGCUUUCUGUUCAAGGAUCAGCAUUUGAGAUAUCUGAAUCAGUUCCAUGAGAAGACCAUCUUGUCGCUCAAGAUGAACCACAAACUGGAUCUGUACCGCAGGGAGAGUGUCAGAUUGGCCAUUCGGGAACCCUUCCUCCUCCACCUCGUCCUCGCCGUAACCCUCAUGCACGAACGCCUCGCCGCCUCCCCCCUCACCACCGAGCCCCCUUCCAUCCAAGAGCUCUACCACCACGCCACCGGCUCCUCCCAGCUCAACCAGCUUCUAUCCAGCCACCCCUCCCAACUCAGCCGCGUGCAAAAAGACGCCAUGUUCAUGGGCACCAUCCUCCUCGCAUGCACCUCCUUCGCCCAGCUCGACGCUUCCCUCCCCCUAGCCUCCCACUGGCCUUUCGUUUCCUCCCCUCACGACCUCGACUGGCUCAAGAUUUGCUCGGGAAAGCGCGUCAUCCAAAAGCUAGCCGAUACUCACGCUGCUGAUUCCGCGCUGAGGGAUAUCUCCUACGAGUUUGUCCUUUCCGGUCCCGCCGCGAGGGUAGAACUCCUUCCCGAGGAAGACGCGAUUGCCCGGCUCCCGGAGCCGUUGAGGAGGCUGUUGAGGUUGGAUCACGCGGGUGUGUCGGCCAAGACGAACGCGUAUUAUGACGCUGGGGUGGUGGUGGGGAGGGUUCUGCCGUUGGAGAUAAGCGAGGAUAACCUGCUUGUGUCUUUGGUGCUGGUAAGUUUUCUGCCGGUCAGGUUCAGGGAGAUGCUGGAGGAAAAGGACGCAAAGGCGCUGCUGUUGUUUGCGUGGUAUCAUGCCAAGAUUGGGCAGUUUGGGAGGUGGUGGGUUUGGAGGAGGGCGGUGACUGAGGGGAGGGCUAUUUUGGCUUAUUUGGAGAGGUACUAUGGGGGAACGGUGGGUGGGGAUGAGGAACUGUUGGGGUAUCCGAAGAAGUGGUGUGGGAUGGAGGUGAUGGUGAAUGAGGGGAUGACUUGA
This is a messenger RNA of Podospora bellae-mahoneyi, 1617 nucleotides long. RefSeq lists its product as uncharacterized. Gene Ontology annotation, biological process: regulation of transcription by RNA polymerase II. The transcript has 3 exons. Gene Ontology annotation, molecular function: DNA-binding transcription factor activity, RNA polymerase II-specific; zinc ion binding. NCBI's taxonomy places the organism in Eukaryota, Fungi, Ascomycota, Sordariomycetes, Sordariales, Podosporaceae. Bases 247 to 1617 code for a protein of 456 amino acids. The record is from RefSeq and is a predicted model, not a curated record.